AUGUCGCAAGAGACACCUGAGAGUGAGCUCGAACGGCCUGAAGCUUUGGCGCCGAGCACCACCCCAGAAGAAAAAGUUGAUUCCAAGAAAACAUCCGGCAAGAAUGGAUCUGCCAGCAAGGCCAUCACCGUUGGGCAGUUGCCAUAUGUGCGGAAGCACGCGGGUGCUCCCAAGUUGGAACCACCAAGGGCAAGACGAAUGUCAGGAGCUGGAAGCACCGGAGAUCCAUUUGACGGAGACAAUUUGGAUGACAUUCUUAAGUCACUUAUCAGCACCAAAAAGGUGGAUGCCGCAUAUCAACAAUUGGGAAAGCGGAUACUCGCGCUUGAGUCCUAUGUGGAAGUCUUGAGAGGAGGGGCAGGUGAAGAAGCCUUCAUUACACGUAAGGAGUUCAUUGAGUACUUGCAGAAGAGCCAAGAAGAUACGGAAGCGCAACUCCAGGCGGAACGUGAAGCCAGGGAAGCAGCUGAAGAAGCGAGAAGGUUGGAGGCAGAACUCGCAGCGCAGAAGGAGGACCCCAUCCUGAUCGAAAUGCGUGAAGGUUUGAAAGCUCAGGAUGAGAAAACUGACUCUGCCCUGAAGCAAGCGAUGCAUGACGCUCGAAAAGCUGAUGUGGCAAAGUGGACAAGGAUGAAUCAGCUCGAGGAGAUGAUUCAAGGAGUCCGAUUGGAAUUGGGCAUCGAGACGCAAAAGCGACAAAGCGCGGAAGCACGUGCUGAAGAUGCUGUGCUGGAGGUCCAGAAAUCCUUAAAGGAUUUGGAGCUUCGGAUGCAGGUCUUCGCAAUGGAAGAGGCUCAGAAGAUGAUCGGAGCCCUGAUUUUUAAUGGCAAGUCUAAUGGGGUGCAGCUGCAGCAACCAGUCGGGCCUCUUCAGGUUGGAGUCCAGAGCAGGCCGAGUAGCUCUCCCACCGUUGGGCCGGCCAUCACAACAUCAAUGACCGCGACGUCGGGUGAUGUUGAGGAGGAAGCCAUGGUAGCCAUGGACCUCCUGUUGGAUCGGCGUAAGAAGGCUUUCCAGACGGCCUGUCAGGGUGCGACUGGUGCCUAUUCUGGCCCGGAGGACUGGCGAUCAGCGAUGCUUGCCUUGGUGGAUUUGGGGCUUCUUCAGCCAGUCAGAGAGCAGGUGCAAUCAAUUCAGCAAGAUUUGCUCCGUCAACGAGAUCUGAUUGAAAAGAAGAAUCGUGCAAGGGAAAAGGAUAUUGCAGAGGCAAAUGCCAAGGGACAGAAGACGGCGCAACAAUUGAGAGAAGAAUGUGAUACUCGCAAGCAAGAGGCGGUGGAGAACUCCAUUCAGUUUCAGAAGGUUUACAAGGUUAUUCUAGAGUCCAAUGAAAAGUUUACAGAUGACAUGCAAUAUGCCACAGACCGUAUUCGUACCUUACAGAUGUUGAUUGAUGGGCAUACUAAGCAGAUUGAUGGGCAUACCAAGGGCAUUCUGGAAUGCGCCACCAAUGAAGACGCUGCAAGGCUUACGGACGCCAUUCAACAAUGUGUGGGAAAGGAGUCCUUCAGUGGUCAGAUGUCUGACCUGAAAGCGAUUGUUGCUCAGCAAAGUGAGAGAAUUGGCUCCAUCGACCUCCAGGUCGGCAUGCUCACCAGGAACACAAGCUUGAGUCCCAGUGGCAGUAAACGAAGCUUAAAGAGGAUGACCAAGUUGAAAACUAUGAGGAGGGACGCCUCCAAGUCAAGUCUGGCAGCAUCCACUGCACCAGGACAGGACAGCCUGCCUAGCUUCUUCGGAGAGACUGAGGGAGUCGACGAUGACGACGAUGAGGAUGGCGGUCCAGGGUCCAAUGGCAAACUCUCAAAGUCCAAUGGCGGUUCCAGGGUAAGCCUGGCUGCUGGUGACUUCGAGGAGGAGUUGUAUGAUGAUGAGAGUGAGUAUUCAGAAGAUCCAAUGGAGGAACAGAUGCGAGAGCAGGUCCAAGGCAUUUGCAUGGGUCUUGUUUGCUUAGCUCAUCACAUUUUGAGAGGUCCGCCUCAAGUUGGCCUCUCGCGCCAGAAUCGUCUGCUGAAUGAAAAGGAGCUUCUUGAUGAGCUACUGAAUCUGCGACAUUGGAUUACCCAUCGCAGAGCUCCCGCGGACUGGAGCUUGGACCGAUUGACAACAGUGGCUCUAAGAUAUUCGCAUCCCAAUCCUAUGGAGGUCCAUGGACCGCAGCCCGAAAUGACCAGCAUCCUGCAUCAGACCAGAGAAGCACAAGCAGACAGAGGCCGAAGCUAUCCUCUAGAUGUCUCAGUGGGAUCCAUCGGAAUUCCAGGAGGUUUUGGCAGCAGUGCAGGCGGAGGUGCAGGGAUCAUGGGUGGGCCACUUGAGGAUACCACUCUGCUUCCAAGCCCUGCUAGCAAGAUUCCAGGUCUGGAAGGCAGCGCAGUGGCGCCGCCCAAGACCAGCAGAUCUGGCCAAGGCUGGAGGUCUCAUUCCUUGAGUGCGAAAGUACCCAUGUCUGCUCGAGAGCUUCGAGGUCACAUGGCAUCGACUUUGCCACCCCUGCAUUGA
Messenger RNA from Durusdinium trenchii, 2499 nucleotides. NCBI's taxonomy places the organism in Eukaryota, Dinophyceae, Suessiales, Symbiodiniaceae. The record is from the annotation of a GenBank genome assembly.